CUUUUGGGAGAGCCGCGCGGCGUGCGCGGGCACGAGGCUUAGUGGCCUUUCCCAAGACUGAGGCGGCGGCGGGUGCGCGCGCGGCGGCGGGUGCGAGGCGCAAGCUGUUGUGCUUCAGGCUUUCCUCUUUCCCCUCCUAGGCGGGUGCAGGAGGCCGAAGCGGUGCUGGGCGCGCUCCCCUUUCCUCUCCCUCUGGCCACCUCCUCCGGCCCCUUCGCGCUGCGCGGUCUCUCCGACGCAAGACUGUCCCGGCCCGGAUAUGGCUCGUGGACAGCAGAAGAUUCAGUCUCAGCAGAAAAAUGCCAAAAAGCAAGCUGGACAAAAGAAGAAACAAGGGCACGACCAAAAGGCUGCUGCCAAAGCUGCCUUAAUAUAUACCUGCACUGUCUGUAGGACACAAAUGCCAGACCCUAAGACCUUCAAGCAGCACUUUGAGAGCAAGCAUCCUAAGACUCCACUUCCUCCAGAAUUGGCUGAUGUUCAGGCAUAAAGUUGUUUACAGGUGAAUUCAUGACACCUCUGACUCUUCUACUGUCUGAGACCUUAGGUAACAAACCUGCAGCUGCUUUUCUAACAAACUGUUGAUCAGCAAAAAUAAAGGGGCUACAGAAACACUCAUUUUUAUGCUGUUCCCUUUGGGCUUCAUGCAAAGACAAUUCUGUGUAAAUGUACAGUUGACUCUAAUUUGGAAAUCUGAAAAUCAGUCCAUCCUUGUUAUAAAAAAAUUUUUUACAAUUGUAAUUAUAUUGAUGUUCAUAUUGUGUAAAAUAACUCAUUUAAUAAAGUAGUACUUUGAUUUUACAACAUCACAGGAUAAAUGGUUCUAGAAAUUCUGUUCUAAUUUUUCACAUUAUUUGCCUUAUAAAAAUGUAAUGAAUUCAUCAGCUAGAAUUGCAAGUGCAAUUCUUAUCUCCCUCUCAGCUCAGUGGCAGGUUCGUUAGUUAAACUAGAGCGGACUCAUUUAUUAAAUUUGUGUACACAGUUUUAUUGGCAGCUGCCUAGGUGAGGAAUGACUUACCUGCUUCCUUAGUAUAUUGCAAUCAUAUGUCAUUUUCUCUUCUGAUUGUUCCAUGUGUUUGAGGUUGGAAUAUUUCAACUUGCUGUAUAACUUGGCUAUAGAUACCAGCUAGGUAUGCCCUGUAGAGAUAAGUGAUACAUUCCUAAAGCGGUUGGAUCGUUAGUGAGCCCUUCUGAAAAACUAGGUUCUGAAAUAUGUGUCGUAAUGAAAUAAUCAGUAAGCCUAAUCGUUUAUUACAAAAUAUGAUGGAAUGUAUGUGAACUAGUAAAGAUUUAUCUUUCAUAAAUUAUGCUGGAUUCUUUGAACAUUUUUCAAAUUCUUUAAUUUGAUAUCGAAACUCAUAAUGUUGAAGUUUUUGGAGCUUAUUAACGAUUUGACCAAUGGAUUUUGCAUGAACGGGAAGAUUGGAAUGACUUGUGGCUGGGUUAAUUCCCAGAACCUUCUCCCUCCUUUUCUUUCUGAGUCGUUGAUUUUGGGAGUUUACUUUGUGCUGGUUCCUAAAAUCAAAGACUAUGUAUUAUAUGAUUUCCGUCUGAACCAGAAAAGUGUUAAGCCAGUAUCCACAUUCAUUUGGUUCCAAGAAUGGGGAAGUGGGUUGGUUCAGAUGGUUGAGGUAAAUCCUACCCAGUUAAGGGAGGCUAAUUUUAGGGUUCUUCUAAUUUGCUUGGGUUAGCUAUUAACUUUACGAGUGAAACUGCUGUAACUCAGUUUAAAUUUUCAAGUUAAUAAAAUAGGAAGAACACUCAAUUAUUUACUGGUAAUUGCUUAGAGCCACAAACCUGAUCCUGUGGAUUUAAAAAUGCAUUCCUCCUUUCUGCUGUAACUCAUCACUGCAUUGUUUUUUUUUGCCGUGCCCACCUCGUUUGUCUUCAUUGUAAGUUUAAAAUAAGAUAUUUUGAGGAAAAUCUUCAGUGGUGAUGAUUUCUUAGCAAUUCCUAUUCCUAUACUAUUACUUUAAAAUAAUGAUUUUUUUCAUGUAUUUAAUUUCCUAAUUUUCAGAUUUUAAUGUUAUUUCCUUAUAUGUUGAUUACCAGACUAUUAGACUUUGCCUAAUUGCUUGUGGGGGGUAUUACAGAAGUUCUGGUUAAAUUACAAUUUAAAGGUUGUAAAGUGCUAUGAGCAUAUUAUGUUUAGCAACAAAUCAUUUAAAAACCAUUCACAAGUUUUGGUUUAAUUUUUUUUUCAUUCAUUUUACUGACUGACUCAGAAUAAAAGCUUGUUGUUCUUGUAUUUAACCCUCUUUUAUAAGCAGCUGAGGACAUCAUGUUUAACUGUCUCAGUGAUAGGACUGGCUGCAUUGAUCUUGUGUAGGUGUCAGUUCUCAUCCUCUGUGUGAGGAUUGUUAGGACAAUCCCCUUUAUUGUGUUUGAGCUAAAUCUGCUAUAAGGGGAAAAUUUAAAUUCUUAAACAUCCUCGUUAUUUAAUUCAAAGAUUCUUUAACAGAUUACAGCAAAGUUCAUUAUAAAACUGUUAUGGUGUCUUCAAAGACCUGAUGAAAUACACCGAGAGAGAACUGGUCCAUUUGUAUUCUGUAUUUCCAAUAGUUGCCAAAAGGAAUGGGGCUAAGAUUCAGCUUGUUCCUAUUCCCCUUCAUGUGGACCUGCACCCCCUUCUCUACCUGCACACGGGGCUCAGUUGUGUUCUGUAAUGUCUUAUUAAAGGAGAUGUUAAAGAAAACCAAACUAGUCUAAUUUCUUCUACAUGUUAGGGGUUUUUAUAUUGCCUCUUCCAUUUUUGUUUUUUCAUUUUCAACUCAGAAUUGUCUCCUGAGUAGUUCUAAGGGUGAUGAGAUUUCUUUCAUUUCUCAUUGUUUUUCCUGUAGUCUAUUUUGGAUCUACAGCAUAUCCUUAGAAAUGAAAGGAAGCAUGUUCUUCUGAAACCUCACCCUGUAGGAUGUGUACUAAGUUGUUGGAAGAGGAAAAUAAUUGCCUAGUAAUAUAAAAUAAUACUAAAAACAUCUGUAGGUCCGUUAAUUGGGUGGAUAACUCCUUACAACAUUGACUCAGAUUUGAGAUAACACUUUUGGUUUUAUAUUUAAAAUACUAUAAUAGCUAAUUAGUUACACCGUAAUUCAGUUCUGAGAUGUAUAUCACAUGAAUAAGGUAGAAUUUACCAACAUUUAAAGUACUGAAUCUCAAUUCAUUUGUGCUAGAUUUUCAUUUUUGUGGUGUUUUGGGUUUGGUUUGGUUUGGUUUUAGACAGAGAUACAUAGUUUUUGGAGUGUAUAGCAAUGAAGAUCAACACCAGGGGGUUGUGUUUACUGUGACUUUAUAUUCUGAAAUCUUCCCAGCUAGCCGAGUUUUAUCUGUU
Messenger RNA from Phyllostomus discolor (pale spear-nosed bat), 3328 nucleotides. It is a transcript of the gene ZNF706, whose product is annotated as zinc finger protein 706. The coding region runs from base 260 to 490 and encodes 76 amino acids. The record is from RefSeq and is a predicted model, not a curated record. NCBI's taxonomy places the organism in Eukaryota, Metazoa, Chordata, Mammalia, Chiroptera, Phyllostomidae. The transcript has 4 exons.